UCUUGAAAAGAUAUCAUUAAAAGACCAUAAUUAAGUGAAAUAAGUUGUGUGGGUUUCUUUCUAUUUUUAGAAAAAAAUCAUACUUUUCAAUAUAACAUAUAUGGUUUUUUCUUUCUCUGUCCUUAAGAAAGUUAGUUAAUUUGAAGUGGGUGUUGAAGUUUUCUUGAAAAAAAAGCAUUUUGGGAUUUGGGUUUAUUGAAAAAGUUGUUAAUUUGAAAUGGGUUUCAUGAAUCUUGAAAUAAAAACCAUCAAAAUCCCGUAAGUUUUGAGAUUCUAACUUUGGAGGAAUUAAUAUAAGUCAAUAACUAAGUGAUUUAGGUUUUGGGUUUCUUUCUAUUUUUGGAAAGAUGACAGGAGGUGGAUGUAGUAUAGUAUGGUUUAGGAGAGAUCUAAGGAUAGAAGAUAAUCCAGCUUUAGCAGCAGGUGUAAGAUCAGGCAAAGUGAUAGCACUUUUUAUAUGGGCACCAGAAGAAGAAGGUCAUUAUUAUCCAGGAAGAGUAUCAAGAUGGUGGCUUAAACAAAGUUUAUCUUUGCUUGAUUCAUCAUUGAAGAAUCUUGGAACUAGUUUAAUCACAAAAAGAUCAUCUGAUAGUGUUUUAUCUCUACUUGAUGUCAUCAAAUCUACUGGUGCUACUCAGCUAUUUUUUAAUCAUUUAUAUGAUCCUUUAUCUCUCGUCAGGGAUCACCGAGCUAAGGAAAUUCUAACUGAAAAUGGGAUAGCAGUACGUUCGUUUAAUGCAGACUUGUUAUAUGAACCAUGGGAAGUGCUUAAUGAUGAAGGCCGACCAUUCAUUACAUUUACAUCGUUUUGGGAUAGGUGUCUUAGCAUGCCAUAUGACCCUGAGCCUCCACAACUUCCACCAAAAAGAAUAAUCUCAGGUGACUUAUCUAAAUGCCCUUCGGACACAUUGGUUUUCGAAAAUGAUUUAGAAAGAGGAAGCAAUGCACUUCUAGCUCGAGCAUGGUCACCGGGCUGGAGCAAUGCUAACAAGGCACUAGCCACUUUUAUCAACGGGCCAUUACUAGACUACUCUAUGAACCGUAGAAAAGCGGAUAGUGCUACUACAUCUUUUCUUUCUCCACACCUACAUUUCGGUGAGGUUAGUGUCAGAAAAGUCUUUCACCAAGCCCGAAGCAAACAAAUGUUAUGGGCCAACGAAGGGAACAAAGCAGGUGAAGAAAGUGUUAACCUAUUUCUUAAAUCAAUAGGGCUUCGUGAAUACUCCAGAUACAUGAGUUUUAACCAUCCAUAUAGUCACGAAAGGCCCCUAUUGGGACACUUGAAGUUUUUCCCAUGGGUAAUCGAUGAAAACUAUUUUAAGGCAUGGAGACAAGGUAGAACUGGUUACCCACUGGUUGAUGCGGGUAUGAGAGAGUUGUGGGCCACUGGUUGGCUCCAUGAUCGAAUCCGAGUUGUGGUAUCAAGUUUUUUCGUGAAGGUUUUACAGUUACCGUGGAGAUGGGGUAUGAAGUAUUUUUGGGAUACAUUGCUGGAUGCAGAUCUCGAGAGCGAUGCUCUUGGUUGGCAGUAUAUAUCAGGUACUUUGCCUGAUAGCCGUGAGUUUGAUCGCAUUGAUAAUCCUCAGACUGAGGGCUAUAGUUUUGACCCGAAUGGAGAGUACGUAAGAAGAUGGCUUCCUGAACUUGCUAGACUACCAACUGAAUGGAUACACCACCCAUGGGAUGCACCAGAAUAUGUGCUUCAAGCUGCUGGGAUAGAGCUCGGUUCUAAUUACCCUCUCCCAAUUGUAACAAUCGAUGCAGCAAGAGCUCGGUUAUUAGAAGCCCUGACACAAAUGUGGCAACAUGAAGCCACUUCUCGAGCAGUUCUUGAAAACGGGAUGGAAGAAGGUCUCGGCGACUCAUCUGAAGAUACACUCAUUGCUUUUCCCCAAGAUAUGCAAAUGGAGAUGGAUCAUGAUCCUGUUAGAAAUCGUACCACCACCACGAUCCGCCAUUAUGAAGAUCAAAUGGUCCCUAGCAUGACCACGUCGUUGUUACGGGGAGUUGAAGAAGAAGAAGAAUCGUCCUCUGAUCAUAGAAAUCUCGCAGUUGAUAGCAGAGCAGAAGUUCCUAAUGACGUUAUGAAUCAGGAACCAACAAGGGAACCACAUCAGCGAGAUUUAGGUCAAGGUUUUGAUGCUCAGUCGGUCUUGCCACAGUUUAAUAUUCAGAUAGCACUGAGGAACACUGCAGAUUCUCCAGCAGAAUCUUCUAGCGGUGCAACUUCUAGGAGGGAACGAGAUGGUGGUGUGGUGCCGGUGUGGUCACCUUCAACAUCUAGUUAUUCAGAGACAUUUGUAGGUGAAGAUAGUUCGUAUUUGCAAAGGCAUCCGCAGAUCAACUGGAGACAACUUUCUCAAACCGGAUCAAAGUGGCACAAGAUCUGAUGUCAAGGUUCUUGAAACAGGUAAUCUGCAGGGAUAACAGAUAUCAGGCGUCCAAAUUUUCAUCAACGGUUCUCAUUUCCCGAGACUCGAUCCAUGGGCAAUCUAAGGUCACAGAUUUGGAACUUGGGAGAUAAAUUUUCCUACAAUCCAAUAUUAGUCCCUAUGCUGUUCAUAUUAUUCCUAUGCUGUAUAGUAAAGAAACAGUGUUUAGACAUAAGAAUUCUGGAGACUACUAAAAGCCCCAGAUUUUUUCGACUUUUACUAUUCAUGUCAUUGUUGUACUAUAGUGUACAAUCUAUCAAUGCAUUGUGUGCAGUGAUUGAUCAUCA
Molecule: messenger RNA, 2719 nt
Organism: Erigeron canadensis
Lineage: Eukaryota; Viridiplantae; Streptophyta; Magnoliopsida; Asterales; Asteraceae
Product: cryptochrome-1
Exons: 5
Coding region: 348-2390 (680 amino acids)
Biological process (GO): blue light signaling pathway; entrainment of circadian clock by photoperiod; circadian regulation of gene expression
Cellular component (GO): cytoplasm; nucleus
Molecular function (GO): FAD binding; DNA binding; blue light photoreceptor activity
Source: RefSeq, a predicted model, not a curated record